This is a messenger RNA of Cavenderia fasciculata, 3306 nucleotides long. Its product is annotated as ankyrin repeat-containing protein. The coding region runs from base 1 to 3306 and encodes 1101 amino acids. The record is from RefSeq and is a predicted model, not a curated record. Gene Ontology annotation, molecular function: protein binding. NCBI's taxonomy places the organism in Eukaryota, Evosea, Eumycetozoa, Acytosteliales, Cavenderiaceae. The transcript is spliced from 6 exons. Gene Ontology annotation, cellular component: nucleoplasm.
AUGGAAACACUUGAAAUCAGAAUAUUACAAGUAAAGAAUUUAUAUCUAAACAACAAACAACAUCAUCAUCAUGUGAUUCAUCAAUCUUCUAUUCAUCAACACCAACAACAAUUGCAAUCGAAUUAUCCACCAUCAUCAUUUCCAUCUACAUUGUCACCAUCAACGACAACAUCGAAAUUAAUUAAACUAAAAGUUGGAACUGGAAGAAUUGGAGGAUGGAUCAAAAAAUAUUCAUCGAUUGAUUCGAUAACACCGAGUAUGACUACUGUCAACAGUUGUAUUGAUAUUCAUUGGAAUUGGUCAUUCUCUUUAAAAUAUAAAUCAAAAUAUCAAUAUUUAUUUAUUAAAAUUAUGGAAGAUAAUUUUCUAUCAAGUUUAAUUGGAGAAUGUAAAAUUGAUAUAUUACCAUUAUACAAUUCGCCAUAUCCACAAGUACAUUAUAUAACAGUUCCAAUCAUUUCAAAUAUUGGGAAUAUUGUACCGUAUCAACAACAACAACAAUUCCAAUCAUCGUCAUCAUCAUCAUCAUUAUCGAUCAAUGUUGGAGAACUCUAUAUGAGUGUAGUUGUUCAUUCAAAACAAUCACUUUUAAAAUCAAUUUCUAUAUCUUCAAUUGAUCAAUCAACAACCUCUUCAUCGUCAUCAUCAUCGACAAUGGAUGAUAACGAUCAAAUGAAUAUCGAUGAUCAAGUUGUCCCAACUACUACAACAACUACAACAACUAGUACUACCAUGUUGGGGACAUCAUUAUCAACAUCUCCAACAUCCCAAACACCUAAUAAUAAUAAUAUAUUAUCAUUUGCAAAUUCAGUUCAAAAAAAGGCAGGUCAUCUUUUAAAAGAUGUAUUUAAAUUUAGUCAUCAUAAUCACAAUCAUAGUCAUAGUCAUCAUAAUCAUAAUAACCAACAAAAUAAUAAUAAUAAUAAUAAUAAUAAUAAUAAUAAUAAUAAUAAUAAUAAUAAUAAUAAUAAUAAUAGAGAUAAAUUAAAUAUAACAAAUUAUAAUGAUGAUUUAAAUCCAUUUACAAAUAAUAAUAGUAAUAAUAUGAUGAUGGUUGAAAAGAAAAAUAAUAAUAAUAAUAAUUGUUUGAUUAGAAAUAAUCAUAUUAUUAAUAACCCAUUUUCCAACAAUAAUAAUAAUAAUGUUUCAACUACUACUACUACUACUACAACAACAACAUUACCACCAUUAAAAAUGUUACAAUAUAUGGAUAUUGGAGAUGAUUCAUCAAGUUUGGUUAAAGAGAUGAAAACAUUUUUAAUUAAAGAGGAUUUGAAAAAAAGUGGGUUGGGACAUGGUAGUAGUAGUAGUAGUAGUAGUAGUAGUAGUAGUAGUAGUAGUAGUAGUGGUGGUGGUGGUGGUGGUGGUGGUGUAGUAGAACCAAUCCAGACCGAUCACUUGUCACUGGUGAUUGUACAGUGUAAUGGAUUCGAACAACAUUUUAGACGUGACACAUUGACAACUGAGGCAACUGAAGAGAGACGGAUGUUAUCAUGUCGUGUUAAAAUUGGUAUGAACGAUAUUCCAAAGGAAACCAUCCAAAAACCAAUUGACCAAUUACUCUGGAAACAAAUCUUGGAAUUAAAUUUACCUUUUUAUUUUUAUCGUGAUCGUGAUAAUCGUGAUCGUGAUCAUCGUAAUGAUCAUCGAGAUCAUCGUAACAACAACAACAACAAUUCAGAUUUAGAUUUAUUGGAUUUAGAUUCAGAUUCUUCUUCCUAUGAUUCUUCUGAUUCCUCUCAUUCGUCACCGUCAUCAACAACAACUUCAACUUCAUCAUCUCCAUCAUCAACAAUACAUAUAUUAUUAAAAUAUUCAACUGGAACUUUAACAUUGGAGGAAGCAUCAGAAUUGUUUUAUCAAUCUGUUUGUGCCAAUGACAAGGUAUUGGUUGAUAGUUUACUAAGACACCAAGUCAAUAUCAACCAUGUGUUUAGAGAAAACAAACAUCUCGAUAAAUCAUCAUACACUACUCCACUCAUCAAGGCUGCCAAACAUGGAAAUAUCCCACUCAUCAAAUCACUUUUAAAACUUGGUGCUCAUAUCGACCACACUGAUUAUGAAGGUUACACUGCUCUCAUGAGAGCUGUUCAAUAUGAAGGUAUAUUCCAACCUUCAAAUAUCAAUGUUAUUAAAUUAUUAUUAAAUUAUGGUUCAAAUCCAACAUUAAAGAAUUUAUAUGGUGAUGAUAUAUUUAAAUUUUGUAAUAACAAGGAAAUGAAAUAUUUCUUACAAUCAUCAAUUCAAAAUGAUUAUUAUGAAGUUAAAACAAUAUUAUGUAAAAGUUGUAAUUAUUUAGAAUUUCCAUUAUGCAAUGAACAAAAACAUAAUAAUAUAAAUUCUAUUCUAAAUUUAAAUAAGAGUUUACAAGAUGGUAAAUGUAUUUGUAAGAAUAGAAAGAGUUGUUUGUCAUGUGGUUGUAGCAGCAGUACAGAAGAAUCAAAAAGAAUCAUUUCCACUACACAAUUGGUUUAUUUGGCAAACAAUUAUUCCCGACAAAAUGGUAGAGAAGUAUUCCAAAUUUCACCUACUCAUAUUGCAAAUUGUCCAAUUUGUAAAUCUUUUGGUUUCAUCGAUGAUAAUCAAAUGAUCACCGAUCAUAAUAAUAAUAAUAGUUCUUCAACAACAUCAAUGUUUAUUUCACAUCUUGCAUUUUGUCCAAUUCCAUUACAAUUGGAAUCAUCCAAAGUUAUACUAUCACCUCGUCAAGUUGAUACUUUACUUCAACUAUCUAAAAAAGGGUUAAUUUCAAAAGUAUCAAAUAUUUAUCAACCCCAACAUCAACAACAACAACAAAGAAUCCAACUAUUAUCACUACCACAAGAAAUUAUUAUUACCAUUCUUGGACAUGUUGGUGAUGCUCAAGAUUUAUUUAAUUGUCAACAAGUUUGUCAUUAUUUUAAUCAACUUUUACAAGAUGACAUGUUUUGGAAAAUUAAAUUAAAUCAAUCUUGGCAAACUAAUAAUAAUCAAAAUAAUCAAAAUAAUAAUAAUAGUAUUAGUACAACAUCAACUUCAACCUCAACCAAUUAUAAUAACAAAAUUUUAUCAUUUAAACAAAUAUUUAAACAUUAUUUUAAAUUACAAGAAUGGAUUAGAAUAUUAUUAUUAGAGGAAACUUUUAAACCAAGAUAUCAACUUUUAAUUUCACCAUUUAAUAAUAUUAUAUCAUCAUCAACUAUGAAUAAUACGAAUAAUUCAAUGAUUGUAGAAUUAUCAUUAACAGCCAACAAAUAUUUAUUCAACAAGGAUGGAUUGUCAUUCAAUUUUGAUAAUCAAUUUAAAUUUUGGAAUGAUCAACAUUAG